AUGGCUUCUGGUGACGACUUUUAUGAGGACCAUGUAAUGGAGAAGCUGAUGGAUUGCUUGAAUGACGCUAUAGAUGUCUUCCUGUCAUGUAAUGACCCCAAGAGUUGUUGUGAAAAACUCGAGAUCCUGCUUACUCUAGAUCAUGUUUACGUAUUUCUAAUGCCUAAUGGAGAAAAAUUACAUCAGCUCUUCAGAUUACACCCUCUUCACCAUGUCUCUUUGCAUGCCUACAUGACACUUGUUUCUGCAUAUAAAGUCUCUGUAAGUGAACUGCUGGCCCUAGACCCCGAAGGUGAUGAACAUCAAACUGAAGCUUUUAAUAUGAGUAGAGCGAGUGCAGCAUAUGCCUUGUUGCUUGCAGGUGCCACCCAGCAUUUAUUAGAAUCUGAGUCUUCUCUCAUUGUGCCUGUGUCAAAUUUUUGGACGACUGCUGGUGAGACUCUACUAAGUCUUGUCAGAAGCUCCGUGUGGAAGUUACUUUCAAUGGGAAGACACAUUGAGGAAUUUUCAUUUUCGUCGUAUCAAAUUUGUGGCAAAUGCUCACUGCUUGAUAGGUUUAGAUAUAAAUUUGCAGAUUGUCAUGAUGAAAAUGCAGAAUUUGUUGAUGUAACUAGCCAAUUUUUGAGUUGUGUUACCGAUACAACACCAAAAAUCUGGUAUUUCCUCACAGAGGAAGGUGGUUACUUGAAAGUAGUUGAAGAUCCCAUUAACUUUAGAUGGCUUGGGAGUAGGAUGCCAUCUUUUAGUCACUUUGCAACUCAUGCAACAAGUCCUAGUGCAGACAAAACAGAUUCUGGAUUGGAAGCAGAAGAUAAUCACAACGAGAUACGGGUAAAAUUGUUCCUGCUUUGUAUUCACUGCUUAAUCUAUGGAGCUUUUCUGUCAAAUGUAUGUUUUGGUCCUAAUUCGCCACUCAUGUCUAAAGUUGAAAGUCUUCUUAGUGUCGAAGGUAUUCUAAACAGUUAACUUAAGCCAUUGGUUGCCUACAAAUCCCAAUUGUGUGUCUAACAGUCUUUAAGUUGUUGGCUACAUGAUAAAUAGAAUGAAAUCUAAACUCAUUUUCUGGGCAUUCCAUGCCACUUAACUUUGCAUAGUAGUACCUUUUU
Messenger RNA from Solanum verrucosum, 1106 nucleotides. RefSeq names its product protein SET DOMAIN GROUP 41-like. The record is from RefSeq and is a predicted model, not a curated record. The transcript has a single exon. Lineage: Eukaryota; Viridiplantae; Streptophyta; Magnoliopsida; Solanales; Solanaceae. The coding region runs from base 1 to 966 and encodes 321 amino acids.